Dovyalis caffra is the source of this 210-nucleotide messenger RNA. NCBI's taxonomy places the organism in Eukaryota, Viridiplantae, Streptophyta, Magnoliopsida, Malpighiales, Salicaceae. The record is from the annotation of a GenBank genome assembly.
AUGGCGAUUUCCACCAGUAUUUCACAGAUUCCCCAGGGCAGCGGUUGCCAUGAGCUCAUAAAUCGCAGUAACAUUGUGACUAGAAGCUUCAUGUCUAUCGGAGUUGGAGUUGGCUUUGAGCAACAGUUGUCUCAUAGCCACGUCUGUCUAUCAAUCACAGUAAUUGGAUCCACAGGUCUUGCACCAGCAUUCAAUUGCUUGUUGGCUUGA